CCUUGUCUUUAACCCAAAGUAAUCACGACCUUUUUCAAAUCUGUUCGAACUAGAGACCACCAAUAACACAACGCUCAUCACCAUCAGUAUCCAACUCUUCAGACUCUUCACGCGAUUGAGUUCCAAUGGGUAAGAUAAGCGGUGAAGAAGGAUGGAUAUCUUUAGGGCCAUGGGGAGCCAAAGAUGGUGUAGAUUGGACUUACAAGCCCGACGGGCCUAUACUCCAGAUAACUAUUGCUUAUGGAAUUGUUAUCGAAUCAAUUAAAUUUGAAAGCAAAAGCUGCGAUGGUGUUACUAUGGGAAGAUCCGUAGAAAUUGGCGAGUAUCUGGAUCCAUCUAGGACUAAGACUAAAACGUUCUGUAUCGACAAUUCAGUAGAGCAACUCUCAUCCAUAAGCCUGACAUAUGAAUACUUCCCUGAGGCCUACUUCAAUGACCACUGUGGAAGAGACCGGAUCGUAUGUCUCUGUUUUGAUACAAAUCUGAAGAAAUAUGGGCCCUUUGGUUCGGGAUCGCGUGAUCCUUCUGUGUCCAUUCCAAUCGAAGAUGGUGUCAUUGCUGGAUUCCAUGGACGAAGUGAGGAUGGGUAUGAUGGAAUCAUUAAUGCAAUUGGUAUAUUUGUGGCACCCAAAGCCAAUAGUUUGCCAAGUUCAGAAAUAAUAGUUGAUAGUUUGCACCUAGUUCAAGACCCAGAUUCUACGCCAACCCAGCUCAAGGACAAGAUUAGCGAUGAAGAAGGAUUGAUAUCUUUAGGGCCAUGGGGAGGGAAAGAUGGUGUAGAUUGGACUUACAAGCUCGACGGGCCUAUAAUGCAGAUAAACAUUUGCUAUGGAGAAGCUAUCAAUUCAAUUUUAUUCCGAAGUAGAAGCUGCGAUGGCUUUGUUAUCAGAAGCUCUGAGAAAAUUGGCGGUCCUGGUGGCGAUACGACUAAAAUUGAAACGUUCUGCAUCGACACUUCAGUUGAGCAACUCUCAUCCAUAACCCUGGAGUACAAAGAUUACUAUGGACAACUGGUAAUCACAUCUCUCUAUUUUGAAACAAAUAUUGGGAAAAAACUUGGGCCUUUCGGUUCAGGAUCGGGUGCUUCUUCUGUGUCCAUUCCAAUAAAAGGUGGACUCAUCGCUGGAUUUUUUGGACGUGGUGUAACUGGAACCUAUCUUACUGCCAUUGGUAUAUAUGUAGCAACCAAAGUCAAUUAUUUGUCUAGUUCAGAGAAAAAAUUCGAUCGUUACGAGGUCUGCGAGCCUGCAUUUUCGUUCGCCCCUGUUUAUGCUAUGGAUGCUCGAGCAAGGCCUUUUCAGGAGAUUUUGGAGUUGAUGGCCCAGCAGCUAGAGUGCAGUGUGGAAUUUUGGUUCCUUGUAAUGCCCUGGAUUACGUAUAUGAUCUUGCGAUUUCCAUUUGGGAAGAGUUUUGGCGAAGCUCAAAGUCUUUACUUGAGUCUUAUAGCUUUUCUGGCUAAUUGUGUGCAUUGGGGGUUCCUACUUUCCGGAAGCGUAUUGGGGUUUAUUUCGCUUGUAGCCAUUUCGUUGAGGGAACAUUUAAGUGAUUUACAAGAAAUUGGAUGGCAGAAUGCCGACAGAGAAGAUGGAGAUAGAAAUGGUGCUCGUGCUGCUAGAAGACCUCCUGGACAUGCUAAUAGGAAUUUGGCGGGUGAAGCAAAUGGGGAAGAUGGUGAUGGGGCACAAGGAGUUGCCGGAGCUGGGCAAAUAAUCAGAACGAAUGCAGAAAAUGUUGUUGCUUGGCUGGAAAUGCAGUCAGCUCGUCUUGAGGCUCAAGUCAAACAAAUGUUAGAUGGUUUGGAUGAUGCUGACGGUGCAACUUACACACUCAUUGACAAGCUUAGCUAUAAAGAAGGAUCGAUGUCUUUAGAGCCAUCGGGAGGCAAAGACGGUGUAGAUUGGGAUUACAAGGCUAACAGACCCAACGGUGAAGAACGAUGGAAGUCUUUAGGGCCAUGGGGAGGGAAAGAUGGUGGAGAAUGGACUUACAUGGCCAACGGGCCCAUAAUGCAAAUAAGUAUUUGUCAUGGAGAAGAAGCUAUCAAUUCAAUCUUAUUCCGAAGUGAGAGCUGUGAUGGAAUCGACAUAGGAAGCUCCGAGAAAUUUAGCGACCGUAUGAUUGAAACGUUUUGCAUCGACGCUUCAGAAGAGCAACUCACGUCCAUAAACCUGACAUACGAUAACUUCCAUGGAAAAGUGACAAUCACAACUCUGUGUUUCAACACAAAUCUGAAUAAAUAUGGGCCUUUUGGUUUGAGAUCAGAUCAUUAUUCUGAGUCCAUUCCAAUAGAAGCUGGAGUCUUCGGUGGAUUUCAUGGACGUGCUGAUGAUAGACACAUUACUGCAAUUGGUGUAUUUGUUGCACCCAAAGUCAACAGCUUGCAUUCAAUUCAAGACCCAGAAUUAGCACCAAACCAGGUCAAGGUGUUAGGUUCAGGUGUGGGUUCCAAACCCAAAACGCUUGGGACUCCAACCGUCAAAUCUAAGCGGUCAUUACGAUUUUUGGUACCAAAAUUCAAGGCCGAUUUUUGUGGUUCCAAACCGAAAACUCUUGAGAACGUCACGAUCCACAACGCUGCUUCAAGCAGUGCAACCACCAACAAAGAUGACCCCCACGGUGGAGCUCCUUCCCCCUCUUCUGAAAUGAUCCCUUUGGCCACCAACAUAGACGGCCACCAUGGUGGAGCUCUUUCCCCCACUUCAAAAAUGAUCCAUAGUGAUCUCAUCCGUCUGGAUAUGGCGGUGGAGUCCAUGCACCAUAUGAAUGAGAAAAUCAACCAAGCCCAUAAGAAAUUCAAGGAGUUACAAAUAUUACGGAGUAGUGAGAGAGACCCUGACAAACUACGAAAGGCCGACUCUGACAAAAAAGAACUACGAAAGGCCAUCACGGAGUUGAAAGUCCAGAUCCGUUCGCAUAAUAAAAUCCGUUCUACCAAUUCCAACCCACAUCAUCAGAACUGGGAUAAUAUAAACGAGGCAGAGGAUGGAAUGACACACUUCUUCCACAGGGAGCCAGAGGUUGCAGACACUGGUGAGAGUAAUAGCCUAUUGAAAGAUUUCCACGACCUUCCCGAGCCAUUGCGUUGUUGUUUGUCAUGUUUCUUCAAGUUCCCACCAAUGGCAGUCAUAAAGAGAACACCCAUGAUUUACCUGUGGAUAGGGCAGGGAUAUAUUUCCAAGUAUCUCCAUUCUGAAGGGUACAUUUGGGAUGUUGAAGUGCAUGCUGGCAAGAUAUUUGAUAAGCUUAUUACAAUGGGCUUCAUCGAGCCUAUCUACCAAAAUUGCUCCUUGGUGCCAGACAGUUGCACGAUGAGCCUUUCUGUUCGUUCUUCUAUAUACAAAGAAGCUAAAGGUAUGGGAUUUACUUCAAAAGGCAAUUUUGAUUUGGAUGAUGCAUCUAUUUGUGGCGAUCUAAUUAGGCACUCAUGUCUAGUCAAUGUUGGUGAGGCCAUUAUUAAGUGCAAGUCUGAAACAUUUGAGAAUAUGAAGCAUAUUCAAAGUCUUUAUCUCGGCAGGUGGCAGAGCUCAGCUACGCACCACAUUGAACUAGAGAACGCCAAAAUUCUCCACGGACUGAAUAAGCUGAAUGGCUUAACUUUUCUUAGCCUUCGAGGAAUUUCUAUGAUUACAGAGCUUCCCACAUUCAUUUCAGAGCUCCAUAAUUUGAUGAUAUUGGAUCUCCGAGCUUGUCAUAAUCUUGAGGUGGUUCCCAACAACAUUGGUUUGCUCAAGAGUUUGACACAUUUGGACCUGUCUGAGUGUUACUGUUUGGAACAUAUGCCGAAGAGUCUUUCUCAACUAUCAAACCUCCAAGUACUUAAGGGAUUCUUGAUUGGAGAUUUCAAUAACAACGGAUCAUGCAGUCUGCUUGAUUUGUUAGGACAACAGAAGUUGAGAAAACUUAACAUCCACAUAAUUGUUAAAGAUCUUCUCAGGCUGCAGGACUUGGAGUAUUUAGAAAGGUUUGAAGGCCUAAAAAAGUUGAAAAUAUCAUGGGGAAGAUUACAAGCUCGAGCUGAAGUCAUUGCAAAAGCAUUUCCCUUUGCUAGGCUUCCUCCGAGACUACAAAAACUAGACCUUCAGUGUUUCCCUAUGACGAGUACUACCAAUUGGCUAAUGCCUGGCAAACUUAAGGAACUAAAGAAACUCUACAUUAGAGGAGGUCAACUACGUGAUCUAGGAGAAAUUCAGAGACGCCAAGUGGAGCAGUGGACUGUGGAGAUAUUACAUUUGGAGUACUUGAGCGAAUUAGAGUUGUAUUGGAAAGAACUGAGGACAGUAUUUCCCAAGUUAAUUUACUUGCACCAAGUAGGAUGCCCCAAGUUUAUAAACUUCCCGUGUGGUGUGUGGAUAAACGAAAUGGCCAUUAAUACUCACGUGCAGCUGCAGAAAUACUACCAGAGAACCAGUGAGCCUGAUCAGCUCAAGUUCGAUGAGGGGCAAUUUUGUGUAAGUGCCUAGCUAAGAGAUAAGAUCAGUUAAGGGAAAGUUAAAUCAUGGCUUUAACUUACUCCUACAGGAGCCUCCUUAAGCAAAGUAGGUUCUUCCACGGCUUCUUUAUCUUGUAUUUUCUUUCUUGUUCUUCCUCUCUAUAACUUAGAUUUUUCACCAAUAAACAAUUGUUAAAUCAUCAAAGAGAAUGGGUGACAAUGGAUCACCCUGCCUCAGGUCUCUGUGUGACUUAAAACUCUGAAGAAGGUGAGACAUUAACUAGAACUUGAAAUGAUGCAGAAGAGAUACUCAUACACCCAAUCACACCGCUCAGACUUCAAGGCUUAUGCAGAAGAGAUAGACUUUUUCGUUUGGUUGUUUUCAAGGCGCUUUUGACAUCGAAAUUUAUCCACGUUCUUAUAUUUAACACUAGAUCUCUUGGUAUAAAAACAACGGGCGCAUGUCCGCAUAAUAUUUUCCA
Messenger RNA from Rhododendron vialii, 4911 nucleotides. RefSeq lists its product as uncharacterized. The record is from RefSeq and is a predicted model, not a curated record. The coding region runs from base 126 to 4460 and encodes 1444 amino acids. Lineage: Eukaryota; Viridiplantae; Streptophyta; Magnoliopsida; Ericales; Ericaceae. The transcript is spliced from 9 exons. Gene Ontology annotation, molecular function: carbohydrate binding.